CGGCGAGCGCAGCUGGGGCAGCUCGGUGCUAGCUGCCAGCGAGGGUCGAACCCAGAGCGGGGUCUGAGUGUGGGGCCGGCGCUGAGAGGGCGGGCUCGGGGCGCAGACCGGUGGCAGGAUGUUCAGCUGGAUGGGGCGGCAGGCGGGCGGGCGCGAGCGUGCGGGCGGCGCGGACGCCGUGCAGACGGUGACUGGCGGCCUGCGUUCGCUCUACCUGCGCAAGGUGCUGCCGCUGGAGGAGGCGUACCGCUUCCACGAGUUCCACUCGCCGGCGCUGGAGGACGCCGACUUCGAGAACAAGCCCAUGAUCCUGCUGGUGGGCCAGUACAGCACUGGCAAGACCACCUUCAUCAGGUACUUACUGGAGCAAGAUUUCCCCGGCAUGAGGAUUGGUCCAGAGCCCACCACUGAUUCCUUCAUCGCUGUGAUGUAUGGGGAGACUGAGGGCAGCACCCCAGGGAACGCUUUAGUCGUGGACCCCAAAAAGCCAUUUCGAAAGCUUAGUCGCUUUGGAAAUGCUUUCCUGAAUCGAUUCAUGUGCUCCCAGCUGCCCAAUCAGGUCCUGAAGAGUAUCAGCAUCAUCGACAGCCCUGGCAUCCUGUCUGGGGAGAAGCAGCGCAUCAGCCGAGGUCAGUUCCCCCCAUUUCACCCAGUGCUGGCCUAGGCUCUCUCUGCUGUUGGCAGAGGAUUUCUGUGUCUGUUGUAUUCUUUCCAUCCUCCAGGACCCCUGGCAGCCCCCGGGGUUCAGAGCUAAAAAGGUUCCAAGAAAUAACCAAGAAGUCAUAGCAUCAAAAGGCUCUGCC
Hipposideros armiger (great roundleaf bat) is the source of this 803-nucleotide messenger RNA. RefSeq names its product EH domain-containing protein 4-like. NCBI's taxonomy places the organism in Eukaryota, Metazoa, Chordata, Mammalia, Chiroptera, Hipposideridae. Gene Ontology annotation, biological process: protein localization to plasma membrane; cilium assembly; endocytosis. The record is from RefSeq and is a predicted model, not a curated record. The transcript has 3 exons. Bases 119 to 664 code for a protein of 181 amino acids. Gene Ontology annotation, molecular function: GTP binding; cadherin binding. Gene Ontology annotation, cellular component: cytoplasm; plasma membrane; endocytic vesicle.